Molecule: messenger RNA, 945 nt
Organism: Podospora bellae-mahoneyi
Lineage: Eukaryota; Fungi; Ascomycota; Sordariomycetes; Sordariales; Podosporaceae
Gene: RBK1
Product: putative ribokinase
Exons: 2
Coding region: 1-945 (314 amino acids)
Biological process (GO): D-ribose metabolic process
Molecular function (GO): ribokinase activity
Source: RefSeq, a predicted model, not a curated record
AUGUCCUCCCAAAUCCCCCGCAUAACAAUCCUCGGCUCCCUCAACACCGACCUAGUAGCCUACGUCCCCCACCACCCCCUCCCAGGCGAAACCCUAACCGCAACCUCCUUCCUCACCUCCCCAGGCGGCAAAGGUUCCAACCAAGCCGUCGCCUGCGCCAAGCUCUCCCGCCCCCGCGACCUCUCCUCCCCCUCCGCUCACGUCUCCAUGGUCGGCGCCGUAGGCUCCGACUCCAACGGCGACCUUUUGUUGUCUAACCUCGCCACCCACGGGGUCGACUCCUCCCUGGUAACCAAACUCCCCAACAAGAAAACUGGCAUCGCCAUGAUCGUCGUGGAGGCGGAAACAGGCCAAAACAGAAUCAUCAUCUCCGGAGAGGCGAACCACCAAGUAGGGGAGGAGUACGUUACACAGGGGGGGUGGUUGGACAAGACCGAUUUGUUGAUCAUGCAACUCGAAAUUCCGAUGGGGACUGUACUCAAAGCGGUGGAGGAGGCGAAGAGACGGGGGGUGGAUGUUUUGCUCAAUCCGGCGCCGGCGAAGAUUCUGCCGGAUGGGGUUUAUGACGGGUUGAGGCAUUUGAUUGUGAAUGAGACGGAGGCUGCCAUUCUUGGGGGGGUUGAGGAAAAGGAGCUGGAUACGCUGGAGGGGUUGGAGAGGGUUGGGAAAGGGUUCGUGGGGAAGGGGGUGGAGAAUUUUGUUGCUACGCUUGGGGGAGGGGGGAGUGGGUUGAUCGAAGCCGAGAAGGGGGUCAAGGUUGUUGAUACUACUGGGGCGGGGGAUACGUUUGUGGGGAGGUAUGCGCUUGAGGCUGCGAGGGCGAGGAAGGAAGGGGGGGAGUUUGAUAUUGGGGGGGCGGUGGGAAGGGCGAAUAAGGCGGCGGCGGUGACGGUUACGAGGGAAGGGGCGGCGAGGAGCAUUCCUUGGAGGGAUGAGGUUGAGUAG